UUGGUAGACACUAUAAAACACUUCCAAAUUUAAAUCUCAAAUUGCUUGAUGUGUAUCUGUGAAUUAAAAAGAUAGUUGCUAGUAGCGACGGGUUAAUUCUCGUGGAUGUUUGGUCUACGGGCGAACAACUAGUCUUAUUUAUGUCACAAGACUUUUAUGAAAAUCAAAAUGUAUUGGUGUAUGAACGUAUUUAUAAUAUUUUGUGUGGAGAUUGCCUCCCUGGACAUACACGUUUCCAAACGUAAUGGUAAAGAUGACACUUUUUGUGGCACGUACUUAAGCCCCUGCAGUACAUUUGAAUUUGCUGUAAAGCAGAGUCGCACUUCAACAGCUACUGUGCGAUUGGACGGGGGUACGGAUAAAACAUAUGUAUAUUACGUGAACACAUCAGUAAUCCUUGAAGAUAACAUUACAAUGACAAAUUAUAAAGAUAAUGAAUUCCGACCAGUCAUCCAAAUGAUAAACCAAAACAAAAAUCGAAAUUACUUAUUCUAUUUAUCAGAAAAAGAAGAGAUUCAAUUAAAACUAGCGAACAUAAUUUUUGUAGGAACUUCACUCUUGCAGUAUAGUUCAUCUUUUAACAUUAUAAUCUCUCACUGCAGCUUUGAGAAUGCAACUACACCUAUAAUUCAGGCAAACGGUACUGCAGAAGUUGUUACGAUGCAUGUGUCACAUAGUUCUAUAAAAAAUGCAAGAUUUGUUAAGACCUUAAAAGUUAAAAAUCUACUGACUGUUAUAAAUUCAUGCACUUUUCAAGCUAAUAGCUAUGAAAAACGAGCAAUAAUGGAAUUGCAUGCAACUAAAGUAGCGAGAAUACAAGUAAGAAGUAGCACGUUUGAAUGCGCAUUCAUUGGAAUUUGGGUUAAAUGUACUAUCCCUGGACGGAACCAGUCGACUACAACGCCUAAUUUUUUCAUUGAAGUAAAUAAAUCUAUUUUUAAUGGGCAUCAAGUUGCCAUGCAUGGGAUUUGGUCUAGUAAUGGCCCAAGAAUUCAAUUGGUGGAGAGUAAGUUCUCAGGAUUUCAAUAUUCAUCUCUGCGAGUACAUUUAGUUAAGGAAUUCACAAUUUCUGAUUCUUUAUUUGAAAAUAAUGCAGCCAUUCAAGGUGGAGCAAUAUAUAUUGAAAACAGCGAUAUCACGAAAUGUCCAGGAAUUACAAUAGCAAGAAGCAAGGUCUGCGAAUUUAAAUUUUCACCCUUCCGAGUAUAUUCACCUACCAACUUGACAGUUUAUAAUUCUACAUUUAAAAAUAACACAGCUAUUCAAGGUGGUGCCAUAUAUAUUAAAAGCAGUGACUUAUUCGUGCACCACUCGUUGUUCUCUUAUAACACUGCAGACUCUGGUGGCGCCAUAUACAUUUCCAAAGGAAGGAACACGUCUUUAAUUGAAUCAUCGACAUUUCUUUACAACUCAGCUACAAUCUCCGGUGGUAGCUUUUACGCCAGAAUACCAAGACGCUAUCAUAAUAUGAUUUUACAUUUACAUUCAGUACAAUUUAUUGGAGCAGCAACCAGUCCUUUAGCUAACGGGAUAAUAAUGCUUACAAACGCUCAUGUGAAUUACACAAAUGUAUCCAUGGCUAUAACCAACGCAAUUCCAGAUGUACCAGUGCUGGAUGGGGUGCGUUGUGAUUACAGACAAAGAUGCGGGAUAAAUCAAUUAAAUAACCUGUCUUUAUCUUGUCCAUAUAAUUUUGACGUGCUCCCACUGAAACGAAGUUUUCAAAUAUUUUCAUUUCAAUGUGGGAUAUGUGCAAAAGGAAUGUACAGUUUAAUAAGAGCUAACGUAAAAUUGUCAAUGCCAAAAAGAAAACUCAUUGUGAAGAAGUCUGAUUUUAAGUGUUUGCCGUGUCCUCCUGGUGGAAAAUGUGUAUAUGAAAUACAAAGUAAAGGUAAUUUUUGGGGAUACGUCGGAAGUGAUCACAAAGUAGUAUUCAUACCGUGCCCUGCUUCGUAUUGUUGUCCACCCAAAAAAUGUGUUUCAUACAAUACUUGUAAUAAAAACAGAACAGGAAUACUUUGCGGAACUUGUCAAAAAGGAUACCGGUUGAAUUAUUUUAAUAACAACUGUGUUAAGAAUGAAAAUUGCAAUCAGUUGCUCUUCUGGUUAUUGUAUCUAACGUUUGCAAUACUUUUCGUCGUGUUAUUGAUGUACUAUAAAACUAUAUUCAAGUAUUUGUACACCAAUCUGGAAAAAUUGAAACGUAAAAGAAAAAAAUCAGUUAAUAAUGAUUUGUAUCGAUACAGACGUUUUGAAGAGGGUAUUGAAGAAUACAAGGAGGAGCGAGAAAGCUCCCCUGACAACGAUGAUAAAACAGAAAAGAAUGGUGGUAAAACAGACCUAUACAUCUCAGGAUUAAAACCUAUCACGUUUUUUUAUUACCAAAUACAAUUAUUAACAAAAAUCCCAAUACCUGAAAAAUUUGAUCACGGAUAUGUAACAGUAUUAAAAAACUCGAUAACACACUUUUUUAAUUUUGAAUUAGUUCAAUUUAACAUGUCUAAAUUGUGCCCAACAAAAGAUCUUGAUGCACUGUCGCAAUCGCUGAUCAAACUUGGAAAUAUCUUUAUUCUUUUUAUCAUACUUUUCUUAUUAGCUGCAAUUAUAAAAACUUUUCAGCUUAUUAGAAGGAAAAGAAACUCGACGUCCACUGGAACUACAACUUACAAAAUUAUGAAGAACAUACGAGCUUGCUCGAUUCAAGUUACUUUGCUUGGUUACACCGCAGUAAAUACAUUUUGCUUUCGAAUGUUGAAUUGUGUUUCGAUAAACAAUGAAAAUUAUUUAUACAUUCAAGGAGAUAUCAAAUGCUACACCUGGUGGCAAUAUUGCAUUAUGAUUUACACUGUAUUGUGGAUAAUUCCUUUUACAGUAUCUGUACACGUGUCUGUAAAGAUGCUACGAAGAAGUCAAAUAAAUCUAAAGCAAUUUUACCUUUCAUUUGCCAUCCCACCAAUCUCAUUAUAUUACUACUUGCGCUCCGUAUGUACAAACAGAACAUUGAAUGUCAUGAAUAACAAAGAUGAUAUAGACAAGGUUAUAGAGAUUUUUAUUGGUCAUUACAAAUUCAAUGAAAAUGGUCAAUUAAAUUGGGAAGCUGUUCUGAUUGGUCGACGAAUGGUCCUAGCAGCCUUGUGUGCAUUCACCGUAAAUCCCAUCUUACGAGUGAUUUUCGCAUUGCUGUUAUUGCAGGGUUGUCUUCUGCAUCAUCUGUAUGUUUUACCAUAUCGUACGCAAAUCUUGAACCAUGUUGAGACUGCAUCACUGUGUUGUUUAAUAUUCAUCAAUACAGAAAGAUUUUUUUUUGCAUUUCUUUACAUGAACGAUGAGUCAAGCGUACCUGGCAUUAACACAAUGGCGACAGUCUUUAUGUGGAUAGAACAUGUAGUUCUGGUAGCACCAUUGUUAAUAAUAAUUGUUUUAUUUGUGUUUGCACGGUGCCGGAAGUUGGGUUGUAUGUUAAAAAAUUGUUUUGUUGAACGAGAUGAGUAGAAAUCACACGAUGUGAACAUCACACACGUCGGUUCGCACAAUCCUGACCUGUAGCAACUAAAAAGGGGCAAUUGCCCUCCCCUCAAUAAUUUUGAAACAUGAAAAUGAAAACAUUAAUUAUAUUCUUUAAUUACCACAAGCGACGAUAUAACACAUAAAUUGCAUUGUUUUUAGAUGCUGUAACAAUUUGCAAACAUCCACCCUUCAGGGUUAAUAAUAAUAAUAAUAAAGAUAUAAAGUUGUGGUUGCUAACCUGUAUGAGACAAAAUUGUGUGAUGAGGCAAUAUUAACUAUUAUAACUAUUAUUAUUAUUAUAUACUUACAAUAAUAGCCGUGUAUUUACUACUUUAAGUUCUGCAGAUCAAUUUUUGUGCUCUUAUUGUUCAAUUCUGUGUACGGUUUUGCAGGGCCCAAUGUAUAAUAAGAUUUUCACUUAGAAGUUAAACCGCCUAAUUUUAUCGUGUCUGCACUUUUAAAUUAUAUUAUAAACUUAUGUAAAUAUUUUCAACACUCUGUCUCCUCUAUAGCAAUUUUGAAGUUGUGGAAGAUACAAAAAUAUCGUCUAACCUACUUCGUUUGUUGGGUCUUUGUUACUAAAACUUUGAAUUCGAAAAAAUGGGCUUCUUGUGUACCUCCUCUGGUCUGUUGCUUUACAUUAUAUAUUGUAUAUUACUCGUUUAUUAUAUUUUAACGUGAUUUAUAGUAUAUAAGAAUACUUAAU
Molecule: messenger RNA, 4213 nt
Organism: Hydractinia symbiolongicarpus
Lineage: Eukaryota; Metazoa; Cnidaria; Hydrozoa; Anthoathecata; Hydractiniidae
Exons: 2
Coding region: 157-3492 (1111 amino acids)
Source: RefSeq, a predicted model, not a curated record